AUAGCGCGCGGGGUGGGGAGCCGCGCGGUCCCGGAAACUUUUCCCUCUCGCCGCCGCCGCCGCCAGCGCCCAUCUCCGGGCCGCGACCGUGCGCUCAGCCGGGGCCGCCGCCGCAGGGGGCACCGUGCCGGAGGAAGGGGGCGCGGGGCGGCCGCGCGGGAGGCCGGGGCCCGGGCCGGGCGGAGCGGGAGAGCCAUGGGGGAGGCGGCCAGCCCCGCGCCCGCGUCCGCGCUCUGGGACUGGGACUACCUGGACCGCUGCUUCGCCCGCCACCGCGUCUGCAUCUCCUUCGGCCUGUGGAUCUGCUCCACCUCCUGCUGGAUCGCCGCCCACACGCUGCUUCUCUAUCUGAGGUGUGCAAAGAAAUCCGGACGGGACCAGUCAGUGCUGUGCGCUGCCUGCUGCCUCCUCAGCAGCCUGUGUGACACCAUCGGGGCCAUUCUGGCCAGACAGCUCACGAUCCAGGUAUUCACAGGUGCCUACCUCGCCGCUGCUGACUUGGUGAACUUUGUCUUCAUCCUUUUCCCCAUAUGCGGCUGCCAGUGGAAGUCUCAUCGCGGUCGGGGCUCCCAGGAGAGGACGAGGAGGCAGCGGCUCAGGGCCAGUGUAUUUGCUCUGGCCCUGCCGCUGAGCCUGGGACCAGGCUGGGCUCUCUGGGCCACCACCCCAAAGGCCUCAGGCCCUGUCCGAGGGUCCCAGCGGAGGCUGCUGGAAAGCCUGCUGCAGGACAAUACUGAAGUCCUCGGCUACCUGCUGGGCGGCAUUGCUGUCUUUGGCUCCUGGGCUUCCCAGAUCCCCCCGCUCUCCAGAAUCUGCCAAGGUAAGGCGUUUCCCUCCAUCCACCUGUGGACCCGGCUCCUGUCGGCCCUGGCUGGCCUCCUCUAUGCCUCGGCCAUCGUGGCCCAUGACCGGCGGCCUGAGUACCUGCUUCGGGCCACGCCCUGGUUCCUGACCUCCCUUGGUCGAGCUGCGCUGGACCUCUCUAUCAUAUUCCUCUCCUGGGUGAUGAAGAGCAAGAUGAGACGGGCCUUGGGAUUUGCCCCGGGAGCCAGAGAGAGCCCGGACACCCAAGCCCUCUUGACCUGCGCAGAGAAAGAGGAAGAAAGCCAGGAGAAUUCAGAUUGGGUGCCUCUCACUACACUUCCACCCUGCAAAUCACUCAGGACAAUGGCAGCCAUCAGUCGCUACUUGGAGCUGACCAUCGAGCCGGUGCAGCAGCCCUGCGGACCGCCCCCCCUUCAAAGGAGACAAGGCAGAGAAUACUACCCCCUUUGCUGGAUGAGGAAACUGAGGCUCCAGGAGGAUGCGUUUCUUGCCAAGGCAAGCUGCAGCACCACCAGGCUGCCCGGCGAUGGACAGAUGAGCCCUGGAGACGCCACCCUAGAGGAGCCCCCCUCGUACCCUCCCGUUCAGGUCAUCCGGGCCCGCGUGUCUUCCAGCAGCUCCUGCGAGGUCUCCUCCAUCAACUCGGACCUCGAGCAGAAGUAUUGGGAAGCCCUAAACUCGGAGCAGUGGGACCCUGAAGACGUAAACCUUAAAGGGAACAAAGAUAACGUAGACAUGCUCGGAUCCCAGGCACACAGGGGAUCCAUGGGGCCAGUGGUCUUGACGUCUGACGAAGAACACCUAAUGCAAGGCCAUCAGCUCAGAGCCCUCAGCCAAACGUUUGUCAGGAAUGGAGCAGGGAUCAACCUACAGUGAACCCCAUGGCAGGCAUCUCAGCUUCUGCAGAGGUGGCUCAUGAAAGUGAGGAGCUGGGUGUGGUCACUGAGCUUGGCUGCUCUGCAUUGUGGCUCAGAACAGAGCGAAGACUCCGGGUCCCGUGGACAGACCUGGGCAUUCACAGCUUGGUCUGAAGAUCAGAAGUUCACAGACCACUCUUUGAAGUAGAAACUUUCAUCUAAAGGUCACUGGGCCCUCUCUUCCUUUUCCCUUCCGAUUCAGCCAUCCUCCACAUCUCUGCUAGGUGCCAGGAACGAGUUCAUCUAACAAGCAGCUCCUAUGUUUGGAUCUCCACGGAGCCCCAUUCUGCAAGUCCUGGCUACCCCCAGGAGAUGAGAAGGGUGGGUCCGUAUGCAGAUCUAGACACCCUCACCAGUACUGAUGGGACCUGGCUCCCAUCAAAGUUUUCUGCUUCUGGAGGUUUCUGCUGGAAGUUGGAGAUGGGACUGCUUGGUCGACCAGAAGUUUGUGAGAUCAUGGUUAUUGAAAGGGCAAGCUAAGUUCAUUGCUCUAGGUACCAGGAGCUGCUCCAACCAGCCAAGGUGUGUGCUGGGCAGGGUUUGCAGGUGAGCAGGCCUGUCUGCUUCAGGAGCUAACAUGAAAGAGGCAUGGUGGGAGGUGUUAAAUUCAAGCACAGUCUUCUCAUUUUAGCAUUAUUUUGAUACCAUGAUCACGGGAGAGGGGAAGGUUGGAGGGAAUGGGGCCGAGGUGGGAGUGAAUAAGUUUACUGGAGU
Messenger RNA from Lutra lutra (Eurasian river otter), 2456 nucleotides. It is a transcript of the gene TMEM44, whose product is annotated as transmembrane protein 44. The coding region runs from base 196 to 1701 and encodes 501 amino acids. The transcript is spliced from 12 exons. The record is from RefSeq and is a predicted model, not a curated record. Lineage: Eukaryota; Metazoa; Chordata; Mammalia; Carnivora; Mustelidae.